Molecule: messenger RNA, 681 nt
Organism: Belonocnema kinseyi
Lineage: Eukaryota; Metazoa; Arthropoda; Insecta; Hymenoptera; Cynipidae
Product: annexin A7-like
Exons: 4
Coding region: 1-681 (226 amino acids)
Source: RefSeq, a predicted model, not a curated record
AUGAAGUUCUCCUUUGCUGCUCUACUGUUCACCAUUGUGGUUUUCAUUGGAGGAUCUGUAUCUGCACCAGUUGACUGUAAUCAACCUUCAGUCGGAUAUCCAUCUCCAGUAGGAUAUCCAUCUCAACCUCAGGUCGGAUAUCCAUCUCCACCUCAGGUCGGAUAUCCAUCUCAACCUCAGGUCGGAUAUCCAUCUCAACCUCAGGUCGGAUAUCCAUCUCAACCUCAGGCCGGAUAUCCACCUCAACCUCAAGUCGCAUAUCCAUCUCCAGUAGGAUAUCCAUCUCAACCUCAAGCCAAUUUAGGAUAUCCAUCUCAACCUUCAGUCGGAUAUCCAUCUCAACCUCAAGUUGCAUAUCCAUCUCCAGUAGGAUACCCAUCUCAACCUCAAGUGGCUUAUCCAUCUCAACCUCAAGCCAAAUGUGGAUUUGUAUCUGCACCAGUUGAUUGUAAUCAACCUUCAGUCGGAUAUCCAUCUCCAGUAGGAUAUCCACCUCAACCUUCAGUCGGAUAUCCACCUCAAUCUCCAGUCGGAUAUCCAUCUCAACCUCAAGUCGCAUAUCCGUCUCCAACAGGAUACCCAUCUCAACCUCAAGUCGCAUAUCCGUCUCCAGCAGGAUACCCAUCUCAACCUCAAGUCGCAUAUCCACCCCAACCUCAAGCUAAUUGUGACAAACCUUAA